AUGGGGGACGAACUCUACCCGAUCAACCUCUUGACCGAGGAGAUGCGCACGGAUGAGACCGAGACGCGGAUCCGCAGCAUGCGCCGGCUCCGCACGGUCGCGCAGGCGCUGGGCCCGGACCGCACGCGCUCCGAGCUGCUUCCGUUCCUGUCCCAGUCGACGGACGAUGAAGACGAAGUCCUUGUUGCGAUGGCCGAAGAGCUCGGCGAAUUCGUCGACUUGGUCGGUGGCCCCAGCAGCGCGUCGGUGCUGCUUGGCCCGCUCGAGGUGCUGGCGACCGUCGAAGAGACGGUUGUCCGCGACAAGGCGGUCGCGUCGAUCCAAAAGGUCCUCGAAGUGGUCACGGACGCCGGGGAGCUCGCCUUGCCGCUCGUCAAGCGCUUGACCGAAGGUGACUGGUUCACGUCGCGCGUGUCGGCCUGCUGGCUCUUCCCCGUGCGUACACCAAGGUGGACGCUGGGAGCAAGAAGGAGCUCCGCGAGUACCCUCUACACGACGCUCUGCGGCGACGACACGCCCAUGGUCCGCCGAGCGGCUGCGUUGAACAUUGGUAAAUUUGGCGCCAAGAUGGAGAAGGAUAUCUUUGUGAGCACGAUCCUACCGCUCUUCAAGGUCCUCACGGGCGACGACCAAGACAGCGUCCGCCUCUUGGCGAUUGAAAAUUGCGCGUCGAUCGCCAAGCUCCUCACCGAAGACGAGAACACGCAGCACGUGCUCCCCGUCGCGCGCUCGUCGUGCGAAGACCGCUCGUGGCGCGUGCGCUUCAGCAUCGCCAAGGACUUCUUUCCCCUGGCCGAGGCCAUGGGCGCGAGCAUCGCGGAAGGCGAGCUUCUCCACCACUUUGUGCAGCUCAUCCAGGACGCCGAAGCCGAAGUCCGCGCCGCGGCCGCCAAGAACAUCUCGGGCUUUGCGAGCUUGAUCAAGCUCAACACGUUCAUGGCCGAGGUCUUUCCCCAGAUCCAGCCGCUCUCACAGGAUGUGGCCCCGAACGUUCGCACGGCUGUCUCGAUCGUGUGCAUGGAAAUCGCCCCCAAGCUCGGCGAGGACGUGACCAAGGCGUCGCUUGUCCCGAUCAUGCUCCAGUUCCUCCGCGACGACGUGGUCGACGUCCGAUUGAACGUCCUGAAGCGCAUGAGCGCCGUCUCGCCGUGGAUGCAUUCGUUUGAAGGCACGCUCUUGCCCGCGAUCACGGACCUCUCCAAAGACUUGCAGUGGCGCGUCCGCGAAGCGGUCAUCCUCGCGCUGCCGUCGCUUGUGAGUUCGUUGGGCGCAACGUACUUUCAGGAGCACCUCCUCGAGAUGUUCCUCAACGCGUUCCAAGACAUGGUCAGUGAAGUCCGCUUGAGCACGACCAAGAUCCUCCAGGAGAUCCUCCACGUGGUUGGCAGCGAGUACAUCCUCGAGAGCAUCUUGCCCAAGCUCGCGCAAAUCUACGACAGCUCGAUCAUCUACCAAGAGCGUGUCAACGUCUUCCACGCCCUCACGCAACUGGCGUGCGACAAGACGUCGCCGGACCUGAUAGGAGAGAUGACGACCUUGUCGAUCCGCGGCGCGAACGACAAGAUCCCGAACGUCCGGUUCACGGUCACCAACACGCUCGAAGUCUUAGGAAAGCACACGGACAACCCGGCGUUGACGGGCCAGAUCAAGUCGUGCUUGGCGCACCUCCAAACAGAUACCGACCCGGAUGUGAAAUAUUUCGCCUCGGCCGCGCUCGAGAGCGUCUCGGCGUAG
Saprolegnia parasitica CBS 223.65 is the source of this 1734-nucleotide messenger RNA. RefSeq lists its product as hypothetical. NCBI's taxonomy places the organism in Eukaryota, Oomycota, Saprolegniomycetes, Saprolegniales, Saprolegniaceae. Gene Ontology annotation, molecular function: protein binding; protein phosphatase regulator activity. The coding region runs from base 1 to 1734 and encodes 577 amino acids. The transcript is spliced from 10 exons. The record is from RefSeq and is a predicted model, not a curated record. Gene Ontology annotation, cellular component: cytoplasm; protein phosphatase type 2A complex. Gene Ontology annotation, biological process: protein dephosphorylation.